Messenger RNA from Oreochromis niloticus (Nile tilapia), 1629 nucleotides. RefSeq names its product high choriolytic enzyme 1-like. Gene Ontology annotation, biological process: proteolysis. The record is from RefSeq and is a predicted model, not a curated record. The transcript has 10 exons. Gene Ontology annotation, molecular function: zinc ion binding; metalloendopeptidase activity. Lineage: Eukaryota; Metazoa; Chordata; Actinopteri; Cichliformes; Cichlidae. The coding region runs from base 195 to 965 and encodes 256 amino acids.
GCUGAACAGCUGCUGCAUCCAGCAGACGCCUGGUACAGCAGUGGGAAAAAAAUCCAGAUGAGAAGGAUCGGCUUUCUGGGUUCUCCUCACAGCACUGAUUGACCUUACUGUUCCAGCAUUUAUACACACUGAAGUUCAUAUAACCAAAUGCUGGUCAGACUUUGACUGUAGGUUAACUGCAGAGGACCAACAUCAUGACUCCAGCUUUCUUCUUCUCCCUCUUCCUGUCAAUGAUGGCCGUUUCUCUGGGCGCUGCUGUCAUCAAAGAUCCAAGUGAUGAGUUUUUGGGUGCCUCAGCGAUCAUUGAAAAAGUCAACAAUGACAUAUCAAAAGGCCUGGUUCAUGGUGACAUUGCACCCACUUUAACCAAGAAUGCAGAUCCAUGCACAGCCACUGGCUGCAAGUGGCCCAAAAGUGGAAGCCACGUCAUUGUACCUGUCUCCAUCUCCUCUGUAUAUUCCACCCAGGAGCGCAACAUCAUCAUCAAUGCCCUGCUCACCUUCCACGAGUCCACCUGCAUUCGCUUCGUCUGGAGGACAGACCAAGUCAAUUUCCUUUACUUCUUCUCUGGAGAAGGGUGUUAUUCGUACGUGGGCCGUCAGAGCCGAGGACAGGGAAUCUCCCUCCAGAGAAACGGUUGCUUGUUCCAGUCAACGGUGCAACACGAGGUUCUUCAUGCUCUAGGCUUCCACCACGAGCAGGUUCGCUCGGACAGGGACCAGUAUGUGAAGAUCCUCACCGAGAACAUCAUCCCCGGACAAGAGAGCAACUUUGAGAAAGUGCUUACCAACAAUUUGCAGACUCCCUAUGACUUCAACUCUGUCAUGCAUUAUGGCAGAUACUCCUUCUCCAGGAAUGGGCAGCCAACGAUUGUUGCCAGGUCCAAUCCUAAUCUUGACUUCGGAAAUGCUUUUCAGAUGAGUGCCAAUGACAUUGCUCGUAUAAACAGGCUUUAUGGAUGCUAACUUUGGGAUGACACUUCAACUCAGUUCUCAAAACAUCAGGAUUACAAGAAGGAGCAGAUCGUCGAUGCUGCAAAAAUAUGAAAGAAACAGGAAAUGUGCUGCAAAGUUUUGCAUAUGUCACAUUUGAAAUAUCAAUAUCUGAGUCUUUGUGUUAGAGAAUAGGCUUAUAUGCCAAAGGGGCCAUUAUGUUCCUCAUCUUUGUUAGUCAACUAUGACUACCUGAUUUCUUUUUCUAUAUAAUGUCAUAAUAAUUCAGAUUCUAAUUGUAAAUGAUGCAGACAAAGCGCCAAGCCUUGUGACCACCACCCCCUUCAAACAAUAAUCCUGGAAUCAUCAUGAUUGUUGUCUCACUCUGUUCUUAAGAAAUAUGUGUCGAUACAGUCAAAUGUCAGCAGUACAAGAAGAACUUGAAUCUUUUAUUCUGAAGUAAAGGGAGCAGUUUAUGGUCGUAAAGAGUCCUGGACUGAAACUGAAGUAAAAGUAAUAUUAGCAUGACAUGUCUAACAUUAGCCAUGUUGAAAUCACCAAGUCAAACUAAGGAAUAUUUAAUCCCAGCAUACCUAACUUUGGCAGCGUCCUCUCAUUUUUUGUUUUCAUGCCGUCUUUUUCUUCAGGUUGCUCGUCUCUUUCUGUGAUAAAAGUUGAAUCGAAUAAAAUUCCAUAU